Messenger RNA from Trichophyton verrucosum HKI 0517, 2025 nucleotides. Its product is annotated as transcription factor TFIIIC complex subunit Tfc6, putative. NCBI's taxonomy places the organism in Eukaryota, Fungi, Ascomycota, Eurotiomycetes, Onygenales, Arthrodermataceae. Gene Ontology annotation, biological process: transcription by RNA polymerase III. Gene Ontology annotation, cellular component: transcription factor TFIIIC complex. The record is from RefSeq and is a predicted model, not a curated record. Gene Ontology annotation, molecular function: protein binding. The transcript has 3 exons. Bases 1 to 2025 code for a protein of 674 amino acids.
AUGGAUGCAAUGAGUGCAGCCGAGCAACAGAUUGUCGCUGCUGAAACCAACGGCUCAACACCUAUACCAGACCCAGACUAUGAAGACGAGGCAGUCACACAGUAUCCAGCAUCUGAAUUUUCAGACGAGGAAUAUGAGGCCGAUGAGGGUAUUAAUAAACGGCGGAAGAAGGAGGGAAGAAACCUAGACCGGCAGAAAAAUAUGGCAUUAGCGCAAAAGAAAGACCAGCCAAAUACCCAAACUUACUCACGCGGCUUGCUGAAACCGUCUAACCAUUCUUCUAAGACUCUUCAACUAAGGCUGACCUUCGGGUCUGGGGAUCAAGACAUUCUACCCAUAAUACAUACCAGAGACAAUUGGUCAGGGGGGUUAGAUUUGACUUUCCCAAGUAGAGAAAGUCUCCAGGUAUGCAUUGGCUGGAAUUCGCGCGGAAGUAAAGACAUAUUUGGGGUCGACAGAGAGACGAAUAUCCGUGAGUCCACUACAGGCUGGGACUGGUUUUAUAGUGAUAUAGGGGCCCGGUUCCGUGGGAAACAGCAAACUCUCCCUAUUACCGAAGACGUAGCAAAUACACAUCUACCCAGCAAGGAGAUACCGAAGACAACCGUGCUAAUCGGCCCAUCGGAUGCUCAAACUACAUUCUUAUUAGGACGCGGUGAGUCAUUUGACUUCUCCUCAGCAUGGCCUUCUACAGAAUCCAUUGCUAUAAAACAGGAGUCAGAAGAAGCACCCGUCUCACAAGCAAAUGAGCGGGCUUCGGACGCACCUAACCGAGUUAAAGCCCGGGAGGGUUGGAUCAUAAACCUCGGGAGUAAAAUCCAAUGUCUCAGUUGGGCUCAUAAUUGCAAUGGAAACUCUCAAUUCCUGGCCAUUGUAGCUCCUAUCCAUGACAGUCAGAAAGCACAGUUUGAUGAUGGAAAUAUCAGAGGUGCCCCUGCAUUCACUCCUUCGCCGCCAUAUCCUGCAGCAAUCCAAAUUUGGAGGUUUGAAGCCAGGGACCCUAAGAGUGGACUUCGGAAACUGAACAUGAAUAAACCCCCAUUCUUGCAUAUGGUUAUCUGCACGGAAUUUGGCACAAUAAGCCGCCUUUGUUGGUGCCCUAUUUCCGUCAACCGGGAUUCAGAUGAUGGAAAUGAUAGUAAGACCACGAGACCGAGACCCGCCCUCCUAGCAGGACUUUGGAGCGAUGGCACUGUCAAAGUCUUCAAUGUUGACUUAAGCGACAGCAAAAGUGAAACCAAGUACGCUAUCGGAAGUGCAAACGGGUUUAUUGGUGUAUGGAGCUUAGUCCAGUCGGCUCGAAGAGAAUCAAUUACCAACCCUGAGCCGUAUCUAUACGUCCCAAUCCACGACACAUACAUACUUAACGUUGCUUCAGCUUAUCCUACCCAUCCUUAUAUUAUUGCAGCAACCUCCGUCGGUGGUCAGACGCGGCUGGUAUCCCUCCAAGAUCCAGCAGCGGAAGUGGUUGAUGCGCUUCGACUGAGGAUAGGGACUCAAUGCCUCGUCUACUCCCCUUUUUUACGCUCCUUUAUUACCAAUGACGAAGGAGACUUUGUUCGGCUUCUUCCUCUCCGCCGCUUCUUUUCGAGCCUUGCUGCGCUCAAGUCUCGAAGUAUUGCCACCUCCUUAGCGACUGCAAGUUUACAUCACCCCUGCAUUCUCGCAGGAAACGCGGGAGGAGCGGUGAUAGGGAACAACCCCCUCCGAAAGCUCAUUCAUUCCAAGGAAAAGCAGUGGCAGCAGACCUGGUUUUCGCAAGAAUGGAUUAAUGGGGGAAACAAUAACAUCACUCCGGGACCAGUAGUUAAAUUCUAUGAUGGAUUCAAGGCAGAAACAGCGAGCCUAGCCAAGGGUUCAUCAGCUCAAGAUAAGGAGAUAGGCCAGGUGGGCAUGAUGACUGUAUAUGAAGAGCAAACUGCCAUCACAGCCAUUGCCUGGAAUCCAAAUGCAUCGUGCUCUGGAUGGGCAUGUGCUGGGAUGGGGAGUGGUUUGCUCCGUGUGGAGGAUCUGGCUCAUGAAUAG